Messenger RNA from Salarias fasciatus (jewelled blenny), 2174 nucleotides. Its product is annotated as acetylcholinesterase collagenic tail peptide-like. The coding region runs from base 4 to 1392 and encodes 462 amino acids. The record is from RefSeq and is a predicted model, not a curated record. Lineage: Eukaryota; Metazoa; Chordata; Actinopteri; Blenniiformes; Blenniidae. The transcript has 17 exons.
AGCAUGGACCUGGUGAGACUUGCAGUGUUUUUUCACAUCCUCCUGUGUCCUGCGUGGACUUUGUCCCGUCAGUCUUUCGCUGAGCGCCUCCUCUCAGCCCACCCAGCCUUCAGUCUGCUGGAUGAGCCGGUGAGGUUUGACCCCUGCUGCCUCGUGUCGCCCCCUCCGCCGCCGCUCUUCCCUCCUCCUCCUCAGCUCUGGAAGCGGGGCAGCCCUGAUGCCAUCAGCUUGUUGGAGCCGAGUGUUUUUGGAGGAGAGGUGCAGGAAAAACAGAAGCCUGUCAUUCAUGGGUGUCCAUCUGGACCUCCGGGCCCACCAGGACCACAGGGACCAGAGGGUCAUGGUGGAUUGCCGGGCAUAAGAGGACCAAAGGGGGAGAAGGGAGAAAUUGGACGUCCCGGGUCAAAGGGCCGCACUGGAGCUCCAGGACUUCCAGGGAAACAGGGACUUCCAGGAUGGCCUGGUCCAGAAGGACCGAAGGGUGAGAAAGGGGAUCCAGGACUCAUGGGUUUGCCAGGACUGAGAGGACCACCAGGAACAAAGGGUUUACCUGGCUACAAGGGAGACAAGGGGGCUCGUGGUGAUUUUGGUGCAGCAGGACCAAAAGGCGACAAGGGCUCCAUUGGUUUGCCAGGGAUGCUCGGCCAGAAGGGUGAGCCAGGAGCAAAGGGGGGUCCAGGAGUCCCGGGGAAAAGAGGACCAACUGGGCGCCCAGGGAAGAGAGGCAAGCAGGGCACAAAGGGCCACUCUGGGUCCCCAGGAAUCAUGGGCCCUCCAGGACCUGCCGGUCCGAACGGUCACCCUGGACCCCCAGGACCUCCUGCCUCCGGUCUCUAUCUAGUUGGAGAAAAGGGAGAAAAGGGUCUUCCGGGUCCACCGGGUCGCUGCGACUGUGACGCCACUCCUGGAGCAAAUAAUGCGCCGUAUGGCAGCUACACAGACCGGCGCGGUGCCAGCAAAGUCACUGCAAUAUACGUGGUCAACAGUGAGGAGGAGAUGGGCCGUCUGAAACUGGACAGUUCCAUAGCAUUCAGGAAGGAUCAGAGGAUGCUGUAUUUCAGAGAUAAAGAUGGAUGGAAGCCCAUACAGCCCUUCCAGCCGUUCCAGUCCACAGAGAAGGUCCCGGACAGAGUUGGCGCUUGUGGCGAUGGGAAAGUGCAGCCGCAGCACGGAGAGGAGUGUGAUGACGGAAACCAGAUCGUCACUGAUGCUUGUCUCAACUGUAAGUGGGCCUACUGUGGCGAUGGAUACCGCCACGAAGGCAUGGAGGAGUGUGACGGAAAGGACUUUGGUUAUCAGACCUGCAAAUCCUAUCUUCCUGGGUCCUUCGGGCACCUCAGAUGCACAGACUCCUGCCUGAUUGACUCAACUGGCUGCAAGUACUUCACCUGAAUUUGAACAUUUCAAAAAAAAAAAAUGGACACAGUAGACCUUUGCAAUUCCUCCCCCUGAUCGAGGGGACGAUACUUCGGAUUGCAGCUGAAGUCUAACCCUUCAUUGAUAUCUGAUGGACUGAGAGUGAGAGAGUGAACUAAAGAGAAAGCUCUUCUGCCUGUUCUGAGCCAGGUAAAGUGUCGGGAGUCAGCUUGAAAUCGGCUCCCCUCCUUGAGGGUUUCAUUUUGUACUGGCCUCAGAGACCAGCUCCUCGCUAUUGUCAUACCAUCGGCUGCAUCGACUGUUACAGACACUGGUGAUGGUGGGACUCAUUUCACACGAAUUACUUACAAUUCACUUUUCAAUUCUACAAUGUGUAUGACUUGCUGACUGUUAAUGCAGAAAUAAGCUGUGUUUUCCUUAAGAAAGGGGGAAAAAAAACCUUUCUCUAAAUGGCAGUGACACUAAAGAUACUAUAUGUACUGUAGUGUGCAAAUCAGGGUUGUGUAAAUGUGUGUAUUCAUGUGCAAUGUAUUUAUAAAUCCAAGGCGUGCAAUGCAUGACGUGUUUCCGUGUACAGCGAACUGCUUUAACCAGAGCUGUAAAUGUGCCACCCAGCGUUGAGGCCCUGUAGAAAUGAAUGUAAUAAUAAUCCGACAGAGGGAAAACGAAUGUCAUGAUGUCAAGAGCAAUAGCAAACCGAGAAUACCUGUAAAAACCUGCAGCAGCAUGAAGUCACGACUAAACGAACCCAGUAACGUGUGAAUAAAUCUGCCUGCAUGACUGUAAAUUUCAUAAAA